AUGGUACCAGGAGAUGGGGUAGGACCAGAUCUGAUGUCUAGUGUACAGGAUGUCUUUCAGGCUGCUGGUGUGCCGGUUGAUUUUGAGGAAAUUUUCAUCAGUGAGGUGCAGCCAGCUCAGAGUGCCACUGUAUCAGCUGUUAUAGAAUCUUUUAAACGUAAUGGCGCUGGCUUAAAAGGAAUAAUUACUACACCAGCUAGUUUUAAAGGUGGAGUUCUACGGACCUUGAAUAUGAGAAUUAGACGAGAAUUAGAUCUGUUUGCUAAUGUUGUUAGAAUAAAGAGUUUACCUGGAUUUAAAACUAAACAUAAUAAUUUAGAUUUUGUCAUUAUAAGAGAACAAACAGAAGGUGAAUAUAGUGCUCUAGAACACGAGAGUGUAUCAGGGGUGAUAGAAUGUUUAAAAAUAGUAACAGAAGAAAAAUCCAGGCGUAUAGCAAAGUUUGCUUUUGAUUAUGCUAUGAGAUUAAAUAGGAAGAAGGUGACUGCUGUCCAUAAAGCAAACAUUAUGAAAUUAGGUGAUGGGUUAUUUUUAAAAUGCUGUGAAGAAGUAGCAGCUCUGUAUCCUCAUAUAGAGUAUGAAGCUAUGAUCAUUGAUAAUUGCUGUAUGCAGCUGGUAUCUAAUCCUCACCAAUUCGAUGUUAUGGUAAUGCCUAACCUGUAUGGUAAUAUAGUUGAUAAUUUAGCAGCAGGAUUAGUAGGAGGAGCUGGAGUGGUACCAGGAGAAAGUUACAGUCAUGAUGUAGCAGUGUUUGAACAGGGAGCUCGACAUGCCUAUGCUGAAGCUGUGGGAAAAAAUAUAGCUAACCCUACAGCAACCCUUCUAGGAGCUUGUAAUAUGUUAAAACAUAUUCAUUUAGAAUAUCAUUCAAAAUUAAUAGAAGAUGCUGUACAUAGAGUAGUAAAGGCUGGAAAGGUUAGAACACAAGAUAUGGGAGGUUAUGCAUCUACUAGUGAUUUUACUCAUGCUGUAGUCAAUAGUUUACAUUCAGCAUAG
Messenger RNA from Lottia gigantea (owl limpet), 996 nucleotides. RefSeq lists its product as hypothetical. The transcript is spliced from 8 exons. Gene Ontology annotation, biological process: tricarboxylic acid cycle; isocitrate metabolic process. The record is from RefSeq and is a predicted model, not a curated record. Gene Ontology annotation, cellular component: mitochondrion. Lineage: Eukaryota; Metazoa; Mollusca; Gastropoda; Lottiidae. The coding region runs from base 1 to 996 and encodes 331 amino acids. Gene Ontology annotation, molecular function: oxidoreductase activity, acting on the CH-OH group of donors, NAD or NADP as acceptor; NAD binding; magnesium ion binding.